CGAGCUCGUCAGUGACAACCAACACUAUGGUCAAGUCGUCGGACGUCGUCCUCAUCCUAGUCGCUAUUAUCUUCCCCCCAGCAGCCGCUGCUUUCGUGUCAGGGUGCAGUUGCGACUUAUGUAUCAACGUAUGCUUGACAAUUUUGGGCUACUUCCCCGGCUUACUGCAUAGUCUUUGGCUCAUCUACAAGAAGAUGCAAGCUGAGGAGCGCUACGGAAGAGGCGGCUUCGUAUAUGUCGGUAAUGGCACCUACCAGCCCGUGCAUAACGCACCCAAUGCUCCCCCUGCUAACUACGGAGCCACUGCAUAAUCUAGUGCUGUUGUCAGCAGAAGCGAGGCACAUGUUAGGCUAGCUAGACUAGUGGUGUGCCUGCAUUAUUCCGUCGCAUUUCGUUGUAUCUAUAUGGACAUCCCCUUUUCUUUCAUUCCAGCUAGGAUCGGAUCAUUUUGGUCCGAGCCAUCAUGUGCUCAAAGUCUUCCAAGCUCAUAGAGCCAUCCUCCGAACUGGAAAAUACCUGAAGCAUUUCCCUCACCUGUGACAAGGGGAUAAGCAUAAGCACAGGGGUUCCCGGCGUAGUACAAGCUACAUAACU
Molecule: messenger RNA, 594 nt
Organism: Pisolithus orientalis
Lineage: Eukaryota; Fungi; Basidiomycota; Agaricomycetes; Boletales; Pisolithaceae
Exons: 5
Coding region: 27-311 (94 amino acids)
Cellular component (GO): membrane
Source: RefSeq, a predicted model, not a curated record